AUGAGUCUAUCAAUAGCCCGACCGCUUGUGUCGGUGUACACAGAGAAGAAUGAGGCUGUCGCUGGAGCCUCGCUGCCCCUUCCUUUUGUUUUUAAGGCACCCAUCAGGCCUGAUCUUGUCAACAGCGUCCAUGUCUCCAUGUCCAAGAAUGCCAGACAGCCAUACUGUGUGAACAAGGAGGCUGGUCACCAAACCAGUGCCGAGUCAUGGGGUACCGGUCGUGCCGUAGCUCGUAUCCCCCGUGUCCGCGGUGGUGGUACCCACAGGUCCGGUCAGGGUGCGUUCGGUAACAUGUGUCGCGGAGGACGCAUGUUCGCGCCCACCAAGCCGUGGCGCCGCUGGCACCGCCGCGUCAACCUGCGCCAGCGCCGCGCAGCGGUGGCCGCAGCCGUGGCCGCCUCCGGAGUGCCUGCGCUCGUGCAAGCCAGAGGUCACAUCAUCGAGAAGAUCCCGGAAGUGCCCCUAGUGGUGUCUGACAAGGUCCAAGAGAUCAACAAGACUAAACAGGCAGUCAUCUUCCUGAGACGUAUCAAGGCCUGGUCUGAUGUUCUCAAGGUGUACAAGUCUCAACGCCUCCGCGCCGGCAAGGGUAAGAUGCGCAAUCGCCGUCGUGUUCAGCGCAAAGGACCCCUCAUCAUCUACCACAAGGAUCAGGGUUUGACUCGCGCAUUCCGUAACAUCCCUGGCAUUGAAAUGCUCAAUGUAGACAAGCUGAAUCUUCUGAAGCUUGCCCCAGGUGGUCACCUUGGCCGUUUCGUCAUCUGGACCCAGUCUGCCUUUGACAGGCUUGAUGCCCUGUUUGGAUCAUGGAAGACUCCAUCAAAGGAAAAGAAGAACUUCAAUCUGCCCCAGCCUAAGAUGGCGAACACAGACCUCACCCGCCUUCUCAAGUCUGAUGAAAUCAGGAAGGUGCUCCGCGCUCCCAACAAGCGUGUGGUUCGCGCCACCCGUAAGCUCAACCCCCUGACGAACACCAAGGCUAUGCUGAGAUUAAACCCAUUCUCUGCUGUGCUGAGAAGGAAAGCAGUUCUGGACCAAGACAGAAGGAAUAACGCUAAGGCCUUGGCCCUAGCUGAAAAGCGUGGAAUUAAGCUCCCGGAGAGCGACUCAGCGGUAAAGGCCGAAAAGCUUCGCUUGAAAAGGCGCAAGGCCAUCAAGGCCGCGCUGGCCAAGAAGCCGAAGAAGCCUGUUGCCAAGAAGACAGCGCCACCACCGCCUAAGAAGAAGGCAGCGAAGGAUAGCAAAGUAGCCAAACCUGCUGCUAAGUGA
This is a messenger RNA of Arctia plantaginis, 1269 nucleotides long. The record is from the annotation of a GenBank genome assembly. NCBI's taxonomy places the organism in Eukaryota, Metazoa, Arthropoda, Insecta, Lepidoptera, Erebidae.